CUCUAUAAUGACACAUAAUGUUUACAUUCAUAUAUCCAUAUAACACAAUCCAAAAUUAAUUUGAUUAUUGCCCAUGUAACAAAUUGAAAAAAAAAAAUGGAAAGUUCAAUGAGAUUAGGAUUAAUGGCUGUUUUUGCUGUAUCCGGAAGCAUGGUUUUAUUGGCUCAUCAAGUUCAUAAACGUAUACUAUCUAAUUUCAUGAAGAAAUUUGAGUUUGAAAUGAGUGGUAUCAUAUACCCAAAAAAAUUCAACGGUCAUGAAAAACAUCAUCAUAUAAAGAAAAAGGUGCGGUUUGCAAAACAUGAGAUGGAACUUCCAAUGGAGAACAAGAGUUACAUUAAUCGUAGCAAUGUGAUAAUGGCACAAAGGGUGAGGGCUGAACAAAUUUGGGUCAUGGAGAAUGCUCAGAAACGUGGACCUAAAUUAGAGGACACUAUGCCUCUUAAUAGGGCAGUUUUAUAUAGGGGUCUUAUGAAAUAUGGGCAUAGGGCUCCUGGAAGAUUUCGUCUUUGAUUACUUUCUAUAAGAAAAAAAAUAUAUAGUCUAUAUAUAGAGUAUAGACUAUGCAUGGUUCAUGUAAAUACGAUUACUUGUGUGAUUUUUUGAUUUUGUAAGAUUUGUGUAAAGGGUGGUAACAAAUUUGGAUUGUAUAUAUUAAUGUAAUAUAAAUUAAU
Messenger RNA from Trifolium pratense (red clover), 674 nucleotides. RefSeq lists its product as uncharacterized. The record is from RefSeq and is a predicted model, not a curated record. NCBI's taxonomy places the organism in Eukaryota, Viridiplantae, Streptophyta, Magnoliopsida, Fabales, Fabaceae. The transcript has 2 exons. The coding region runs from base 97 to 513 and encodes 138 amino acids.